Molecule: messenger RNA, 3964 nt
Organism: Balaenoptera musculus (blue whale)
Lineage: Eukaryota; Metazoa; Chordata; Mammalia; Artiodactyla; Balaenopteridae
Gene: DRP2
Product: dystrophin related protein 2
Exons: 21
Coding region: 112-2751 (879 amino acids)
Biological process (GO): synaptic signaling
Cellular component (GO): plasma membrane
Molecular function (GO): protein binding; zinc ion binding
Source: RefSeq, a predicted model, not a curated record
GUUGCUGCCACCACCCCUGCGCCUCCUCACGAUGGUGCUGGGGUGCCCUACCUAAGCCCAAAGCUAUUCAACGGGUCUGUUGGUGCCGCUGGACCCCUGGAACCACCAGCCAUGAACCUGUGUUGGAAUGAAAUCAAAAAGAAGUCGCACAGCCUCCGCGCCCGCCUAGAGGCCUUCUCAGAUCACAGUGGAAAGCUUCAGCUCCCUCUCCAAGAGAUUAUUGACUGGCUCAGCCAAAAGGAUGAGGAAUUGUCAGCUCAGCUGCCCCUACAAGGGGAUGUGGCCCUGGUGCAACAGGAGAAGGAGACGCACGCGGCCUUCAUGGAAGAUGUCAAGUCUCGGGGCCCCUAUAUCUACUCUGUGUUGGAGUCAGCUCAGGCCUUCCUCUCCCAGCACCCAUUUGAUGAAUUAGAGGAGCCUCGCUCUGAGAGCAAAGAUACCUCUCCCAGACAGCGGAUCCAGAAUCUUAGCCGCUUUGUGUGGAAGCAGGCAACGGUGGCCAGUGAACUGUGGGAGAAGCUGACAGCCCGCUGCGUGGACCAGCACCGCCACAUUGAGCGCACUCUGGAGCAGCUGUUGGAGAUCCAAGGGGCAAUGGAGGAAUUAAGCGCGACUCUGACUCAGGCCGAGGGAGUCCGAGCCACUUGGGAGCCCAUUGGGGAUCUCUUCAUUGAUUCACUUCCUGAGCACAUCCAGGCUCUUAAGCUAUUCAAAGAAGAAUUCUUCCCCAUGAAAGAUGGAGUGAAGUUGGUGAAUGAUCUGGCCCAUCAACUUGCCAUUUCUGAUGUGCACUUGUCAAUGGAGAACUCCCGGGCCCUGGAGCACAUCAACAGCCGGUGGAAACAGCUACAGGUGUCAGUUGGUGAGAGACUUAAGCAGCUCCAGGAUGCCCACCGGGACUUUGGGCCUGGGUCACAGCACUUCCUCUCCUCCUCUGUUCAGGUUCCUUGGGAAAGAGCAAUUUCACCCAAUAAAGUUCCCUACUAUAUCAACCACCAGGCUCAGACCACAUGCUGGGACCAUCCCAAGAUGACUGAGUUAUACCAAACCCUAGCUGAUCUGAACAACAUUAAGUUCUCAGCUUACCGCACUGCCAUGAAGCUACGCAGAGUCCAGAAGGCACUGCGUCUGGACCUGGUAACUUUAACCACAGCCCUGGAGAUCUUCAAUGAGCAUGAUCUGCAGGCCAGUGAGCAUGUAAUGGAUGUGGUGGAGGUCAUUCACUGCCUGACUGCCUUAUAUGAACGGCUGGAGGAGGAAAGAGGCAUCCUGGUCAACGUGCCACUCUGUGUGGACAUGAGCCUCAACUGGCUCCUCAAUGUUUUUGAUAGUGGUCGCAGUGGAAAGAUGCGGGCAUUGUCCUUUAAGACUGGCAUUGCAUGCCUGUGUGGCACAGAAGUGAAGGAAAAACUGCAGUACCUCUUCAGCCAAGUGGCCAACUCAGGCAGCCAGUGUGACCAACGCCACCUUGGUGUCCUGCUUCAUGAGGCCAUUCAGGUGCCUCGUCAGCUGGGGGAAGUGGCGGCCUUUGGGGGCAGCAACGUGGAGCCCAGCGUCCGUAGUUGCUUCCGUUUUAGCACUGGGAAGCCAGUCAUUGAAGCUUCACAGUUCCUGGAAUGGGUCAACUUGGAGCCCCAGUCCAUGGUGUGGCUGGCUGUUCUGCAUCGGGUCACCAUUGCUGAGCAAGUGAAGCAUCAGACCAAGUGCUCUAUCUGUAGGCAGUGCCCCAUCAAAGGCUUCAGGUACCGGAGUCUGAAACAAUUUAACGUGGACAUCUGCCAGACCUGCUUCCUGACAGGCAGGGCCAGCAAGGGCAACAAGCUUCAUUAUCCCAUCAUGGAGUAUUACACUCCGACCACAUCCAGUGAGAACAUGAGGGACUUUGCCACUACCUUAAAGAACAAAUUCCGCUCAAAGCAUUAUUUCAGCAAACACCCUCAGCGAGGUUAUCUGCCUGUGCAGUCAGUGCUGGAGGCCGACUACAGUGAGACGCCUGCUUCUUCCCCGAUGUUGCCACACGCUGACACACACUCCCGCAUUGAGCAUUUUGCCAGCAGGCUUGCUGAGAUGGAAAGUCAAAAUUGCUCCUUCUUUAAUGACAGCCUGUCCCCAGACGACAGCAUAGAUGAGGACCAGUACUUGCUGCGGCACUCCAGCCCCAUUACAGACCGGGAGCCAGCCUUUGGACAGCAGGCUCCGUGCAGCAUGGCCACUGAAAGCAAAGGGGAGCUCGAAAAGAUCCUGGCCCACUUAGAGGAUGAGAACCGGAUUCUCCAGGGGGAGCUGAGGCGCCUGAAGUGGCAGCAUGAGGAGGCUGCUGAGGCACCCACCCUGGCUGAGGGCUCUGCCGAGGUGGCACAGGACCACCGCAAUGAGGAGCUGCUGGCUGAGGCCCGGAUCCUUCGACAGCACAAGAGCCGCCUGGAGACACGCAUGCAGAUUCUUGAAGACCACAACAAGCAACUCGAGUCCCAGCUGCAGCGCUUAAGGGAGCUGCUCCUGCAACCACAUACUGAAUCGGAUGGCAAUGGCUCUGCAGGCUCGUCCCUGGCUUCCUCUCCGCAGCAGUCAGAAGGCAGUCACCCCCAGGAGAAGGGACAGACUACUCCAGACACUCAAGCUGCAGAUGAUGUGGGGUCAAAGAGCCAAGAUGUCAGCCUGUGCUUGGAAGACAUUAUGGAGAAGCUCCGCCAUGCCUUCCCCAGUGUGCGAAGUUCUGAUGUGACUACCAACACUCUGCUGGCCUCCUGAUGGAACCAGAUCCCCAUCCUAUAGUCCACGGUCCUCUCCCAGUUCUGGUCAAAGCCUUCCCUCAGCCUUCACCCAACCUUUCCAGUCCCCAAUGGCCCCACAUUCCUCAGCCGGAGUUAUCUGGGCUCCAGGCAGCAGCAGGGAUUCGAUGGUAUGCGAGGUGGGUGUGUGAGGGCCGGGGGAGGGAGAGGCAUGAUUCCUCUGACUCUAGAAAUGUGCCCUUUAAUCUUCAAGUUUGAGAUCAGUCCCUUAAGUACAAUUCUGUUGCAGCCCAGGCUAAUGGCACUUGGAGGCCAUUCAGAUGGGGAGCAGAGAAGCUGCCUUGCAGAGUGAAGCAGUGCCCAUUGGCCCCUUUCCAUUCUCCAUGGAAUGAUGGAUUUGGGGGAGCCUAAUGACCCGAGGGCUCCAGCACUGUGAACACACGGGACUUAGCCCUACUCUCUGGCCCAACACAGGGAAGUGACACUGAAGACACUCCCGCCACCCCACCCAAAGUGCCCCUGAAAAAGUCUGGGCAACAUGUGUCAUAUAACUUCAGCUCAAAGGCAUAGAUCUAGUCAUCCCGAUGCUACCUAGAUGCUGUUUCCUCCUUGAAUAUCUUCAGUUCCUUCUGCCUCAGUCCCUGGCAGACCUUUCUCAAGGCGGGAAACAGUUCAUUCAGGUUCCUAUUUUCACCUUAUAUUGGGAAACAUUAAAGAAAUACUUAUGGGCUUAGAUAUUUUCCCCAGAUCCUCCUCUUUCCUGAAAACCUCAGCAUCCCGAGAGACCAGCUGAGUUGCUCUGGGAACCCAGCUGAAGCCACCCUUGGCUCUUCUGAGUUGGCCUUCACAGCCCUGGGGGAGGGCUGGCAGCUGCUCAGCAAGGGGGUCUUCUCCUUGGGUGAGGAAGGGGAAGCCACCCUCUAGACUGGAGGAGCAUGACCACCCAACACCCUUUCAGGCUGUGACCCUUCUUUCUCUUAGGCUGAAUCAGAUGAGGUGGCUGAUAUCCCCCAGCUAGUCAGAAGGCAGAUGCAACAGGCCAUCCUGAAUAGUGGCCCUUUUCUAGUAUCCAGGGGCUACAGAUCAGGAAGUUGGCCACUUUCCACAGAGACAACAGCAAGGCCUUCCUUUGCAUAAAACCAUUCUUUCUAACUCUGGAAGGUGAACCCAGUCCUCAAACUGAGCUAACUCUUCCUAGGCAACAUAUACCAUGAUCCCUUUAUCCAGAAACU